UCCCUCAUUGAGCGGCAGCACGCGUUUUCACCUAAGAAUUGUGUUUGUUCUUCUUCUUAAGACUAUAUUCUCCGCAGACGUAGAACGUGUGCGCCGCCGAUGCUUUGCGCCAGCCUGAUUUUAAGUUCCACUAGUUAAAAAAAAAAGAGAGAGAGAGAACGGUUUUGGUGGGAAGAUCGAGCUUGUGCACAGCAGCAAGGCUGGAUAUCGCAUGACCGAUGCAGAGCUGCAGAGGAAGAGAGAGAGAGAGAAAGAGAGAGAGAGAUAAUCGAGAUUCUUGCAUUCGGGGAGAAAGCUGGAAGAGCAUAUUCGCUGAUCUGCGCUCGCUUUGGACGCUCUGGCAGCUAAAAUAAAGAGGCGCAUUUGUCAUCCGCUUCAGGUCUGUGCGCACUUGGAGGAAAGUCACGUUCUUUAAGAAAAUUAAAAAAAAAAAAAAAGAAAAGAAAAAAUGCAUGCGUCAAGCCCGGCGUGAUGUUCUGAGAUGUGGGAUUACAGCGCUCUGUUCUCAGCCAUGUCCGAACUUUGGUUCUGGCUGCUCUUCCGAGAUGACGCCGCUGAUUUCGGCCGGACGGACUCGGAAGCCGCGCUGGCGUGAAUGAGAUCUACCCUCCCUCCUCCUCCUCCUCCUCCUCCUCUUCCUCUUUCCCCGGAUCAGACGGCACUCUUAACGUGCGCCUGCUGUAUGGAGCCUAACGCGGAGGAGACUUGACUUGUUUUUUUUUGUUUUUGUUUUUGUUUGUUUUGUUUUUUUUUAAUUAUUAAUUUUUUUUAAAUUUAAUUUUCCUUUGUUUUCUAUUUCGUCCAAUUUUUGUUGUCAUAUCUGCUUUGGCGAUCGAGUGAAGGACGGGUGACACCAUAGGAGAAGGCGAGAGAGAGAGAAAAAAGACAAAUCAAUGUUUUCCACUGAGGUUGGAGAGAAGACCGUGAUUUUCGGGAUGCCUUGGCGUUCACACGGAUCGGCACGAUGACACUUCACACUGGCACCACACUCGAGUGAGCCGGGGCAUCCUCUCCCAGGACAAAAUGCAUAUCUGGAUUCUAAAAAUAAUCCUUCUGAUUGCAUCAUCUCUGAGGCUGGUCGAGAUGUAUGACAAUUAUGGGGAGAUCUGCCGGAGCCUGUGCAUGUGCGACGAGAAGGAGGGGAUCCUGACGGUGAGCUGCGAGAACCGGGGGAUCAUCAGACUGACAGAGAUCAGCCCGGUUCAGUUCCCGAUGUACCACCUCCUACUGACAGGGAACCUCCUGAAGAAGCUGUCAGUCAAUGAUUUCAUCAAUUACACCGGGGUAACCAUCCUGCACUUGGGGAACAAUGAUAUCUCCGAGAUCGAGUCGGGUGCCUUCAACGGACUCCAGGGAUUAAAAAGGUUGCACCUGAAUAACAACAAGAUUGACCUUCUGAGGGACGACACUUUCACAGGGCUGGAAAGUUUGGAAUACCUACAAAUUGAUUAUAAUUACAUUACAACUAUAGAGCCCAAUGCCUUGAGCAAACUGCACCAACUGACAGUGAUGAUUUUGAAUGAUAACUUACUUUCUGCCCUCCCCUCGAAUAUAUUCCGGAAUGUCCCCCUUACACACUUGGACCUGAGGGGGAACCGACUAAAAAUGUUCCCCUACAUUGGCCUCCUGGAGCACAUGGACAAAGUUGUGGAAUUACAACUGGAGGAAAAUCCGUGGAACUGCUCCUGUGAGCUCAUUGCUCUCAAGGCUUGGCUGGAGAGCAUAGCCUACACGGCUCUGGUCGGGGAGGUGGUGUGCGAGACGCCUUUUAGGCUGCAUGGCAGAGACCUGGAUGAGGUGUCCAAGCAAGAGCUGUGCCCGCGGAGACCCGUAGAGGACACGGUCAGGCCUGCACCACCCAGCAGCACCAAUGGAUAUUAUCAGACCACACCUUCUGCUGUCACGGCCUCUGUCACUUCAUCAGCUGUUUUUAGGUCCUCCUCCAGGCCUACCAAGGGCACACGGCAAUUUAACAGAACUAGGUUAAAGCCCACUUCUCGGUUACCGGGCGGUAACCCGUAUAACUAUGGCCCCAUCAUUGCUUUUCAGACCAAAUCUCCUGUGCCUUUGGACUGCCCCACUGCCUGCACAUGUAAUCUGCAGAUUUCUGAAAUUGGGUUAAAUGUCAACUGCCAAGAGAGAAAGAUUGAAAGCAUUUCUGAUCUAAAACCCAAGCCAUACAACCCUAAAAAAAUGUAUCUCACUGGAAAUUACAUCCCUGUGGUGCGAAGAUCUGAUUUUGUCGAUGCCACUGGAUUGGAUUUGCUUCACCUGGGAAACAACAGGAUAAGUGUGAUCCAUGACAGGGCUUUUGGGGAUUUAACCAACCUCCGUCGGCUGUAUUUAAAUGGUAAUCUCAUGGACAGGCUUACAGGGGAGAUGUUUUUUGGCUUGCAGAACUUGCAGUACCUUUAUUUAGAGUACAACAAAAUCAAGGAGGUGGAGGCUGGCACUUUUCACUACCUGCCUAAUCUCCAGCUGCUUUUCCUCAACAACAACCUCCUCAAAACUUUACCCAUGGGCAUCUUUUCCAGCCUCUCCCUGUCUCGACUUAAUCUGCGUAACAACCAAUUCCAAAACCUGCCUGUGAGCGGUGUUUUAGAUCAGCUCAAGUUGCUUGUGCAGAUAGAUCUGUUUGAAAACCCCUGGGACUGUUCUUGCGACAUAGUGGGGAUGAAGAUAUGGCUUGAGCAGCUCAGUGCAGGCACGGUGGUUAAUGAGGUUGUGUGCGAGACGCCCAUACGCCACAAGGGGGCGGAUCUGCGUUCCAUCCAGUCUGAGCAGCUGUGCCCAGAUUAUACUGACUCAUACAUCUCACCAACUCCCCCCACGGAGGAGCCCAUGGACGACCAUGUUGUCACAACAAACCCUCCUCAGAAGUUCAGCCCCUCAAGCAGCACAGUACCCCUCUCCGUCCUCAUCCUUAGCCUCUUGCUUGUUUUCAUCAUGUCUGUUUUUGUGGCGGCAGGGCUCUUCGUUGUGGUGAUGAAAAGGCGCAAAAAGUCUCAGAGUGACCGCACGAGCACCAACAAUUCGGACGUUAGCUCCUUUAACCUGCAAUACAGCCUCUACAGCAAUCGCUCCUGCCCUAAAGUCAAAGCCCCCGCCGGUCACGUUUACGAGUACAUUCCCCACCCCAUGGGCCACAUGUGCAAAAAUCCCAUUUACAGGUCACGGGAAGGAAACACGGUGGAGGAUUACCGAGACCUGCACGAGCUCAAGGUGACAUACAGGAAUACCUCUGAUGAGGAGAGGGAUAGUAGCACGUUGAGGAGUCCCGCGUACAGCGUCAGCACCAUCGAGCCACGUGACAACCCCUCCCCCAUCCAGGAUGCAGACCACUUUUUCAGGGGCAUUCUGGAGCCCGAUAAGCAGUCCCCGCAUCAGUCCAUCCCAUCCAUCCCAGCAGCCAAUUUAGAGUACAAGUACACUGGGCCUGUGUCGUACACGUACAACCCAAAUUUCGAUGUCAGGCGGCAGUUCUUGCACCCGGAGAGGAUAAGAGAAACGAUGCUCUACAGCACAGCACCCAGUACUGUUUAUGUGGAGCCCAACAGAAACGAGUAUUUGGAGCUAAAAGCUAAACUGCAGUCUGAGCCUGAUUACCUCGAGGUCCUUGAGAAACAGACCACCUUCAGUCAGUUCUGAGCAAUGCGGUUGCUAAUGUUAAUGAGACACUUUGUCUGCUGGUCCUCCUUGAAACAGUGGCUCAGUUUAUUAAAGGGUGCCUUGGCACAGAAACACACGAGCAAACGCGAAGGAGCUAGGACGGGGUGUGCCGAACAAUCAAUUCUUUCUGAGACGCGACAGCACGAAAACGGAUACAGCUUUCUGACAGGUAGACGAACAAACUCCACUGAUGAUGAUGCAAAUUUUAUUUUUUUAUGGUGAAGAUGGAAUAACACAAAAUGUAAGUGUACUGGUAAAUCCUAUCCAACUUCAUUUUCAGGAAUAUAACCAUACAUAAAAAAAGGUAUAUUGUGAAUCAGAAGAGAGGGAGAGAAAAGAAAAAAAAAAACGUUUAUAAAAUCCCUCUUGGACAAAAAAAGAAAAACACUUGUACAGCAGAUGAUCGGAACUGUGUAGGACUAUUUUCUGCUGUAGUCUGUAAGUAAGUAUUUAUUGAUAUAAUCUGCCAUGUCUUUUAAAAAAAAAGAAGAAAAAAAAACAAACUUUGAUUCUACAUCAGAUAUUACCUGUGUCAUCAUAUCCCAUGAUCCUCUGGAAAAAAAGGCUUAUGUUUGUAGUUUCAUUUACUGUAGCUCUGCAUUGUAACAGUGGCUUUUUCUUUUUGAAAGUGGCACACCCCCCCAAAUGUUCAAAAACAGACUGCGUCAUUUGAAGAUUUAAAAAACAAAACAAAACAAAAAAAACAACAAAAAAUAGUGUCUUUGUAUGCUUUCUGCACUUUUUGAAAUUGGAAGGCAAGUUUGCCUUCAUUGAGCUCUCAUAAAGGAGAUUAUUAUAUUAAAAAUGAAUAUGAGUAUUCAUUCUUAAUAUGUAGAGAUAUGUUAUCAAAACUAAAUUCAUAAAUGAUAUUUGAAGUAUUCAUUAUGUUGUGUAAUACUGAUAUUUUAAUCAAUGUAACACCUAUUUUUAUACGAGCAUUGGCAGAUUCUCUAUCCCUUAUUGGUUCCUUUGUUUUGAUUGCUUUGCACUUAUUGCACUAUAUUGACCAAACUAUGUUAUUGUCAUCAAAUAAAACAAGAUGUCAGGUUCAUA
Messenger RNA from Xiphophorus maculatus (southern platyfish), 4722 nucleotides. Its product is annotated as SLIT and NTRK-like protein 5. Gene Ontology annotation, molecular function: protein binding. Bases 1024 to 3648 code for a protein of 874 amino acids. NCBI's taxonomy places the organism in Eukaryota, Metazoa, Chordata, Actinopteri, Cyprinodontiformes, Poeciliidae. The transcript has 2 exons. Gene Ontology annotation, cellular component: membrane. Gene Ontology annotation, biological process: regulation of presynapse assembly; positive regulation of synapse assembly; axonogenesis. The record is from RefSeq and is a predicted model, not a curated record.